This is a messenger RNA of Pocillopora meandrina, 1650 nucleotides long. The record is from the annotation of a GenBank genome assembly. NCBI's taxonomy places the organism in Eukaryota, Metazoa, Cnidaria, Anthozoa, Scleractinia, Pocilloporidae.
AUGGAAGAUCAAGUGAAGUAUUUGAGAAGUCUUGGUCUGUCUGUCGUAAAUAUUUCUUCAAACGUUGAAGUUGAUCGUGCAAAGAUAGAGAAAGGAGAAUAUUCAAUUGUCCAUGGCUCACCUGAAGCAUGGCUUAUGAACCAGCGCUGGCUAUGUAUGUUGAGUAAUGAUGUCUACUCGAAGAAACUUUGUGUUGUGGCUGUCGAUGAACCUCAUGUUUUACGGCACUGGUAAGUCCGAGCUUUAUCGCGAUUUCCAUCACAGACGUUUCAAACUUUCAAAGAAACAAUUUCACUUAUAUUUUAAUAAAAAUGUGAGUAAAAACGGGAAACAAACACAUACACUAAACAAUAAUAUAAAAUAAUUAUCCAUUCUUCUUUGCUAAAAUUAUCUUAGAAACAUUGUAAGUUCAGUUUCUUCAAUACUUUUCCUGUAAAACUCUUAAAAAAUGAUUUAUUUCAAACGAAUUCAAUCUUAAUUUAAAAGUUUUCAUUGGUAUUGUUUUGUUUUAAACGUAAUUUAUGUUUUCUUUCCUCACUCACAAGCCACUAACAGUUCACAUACAUGGAGACAUUGCAGGGGAACAUCUGAGGACAAUAAAAUGGCAGCAUUGCGUGAGUGUUAUGGCCGACUUCACGAGCUGUGAUCAUUAGCACCAAAUGCCAACAUGAUUGCUUUGACUGCAAAGGCGAAUAACUUGAUAAAAAGAAACAAUUUUAAACAUCCUUCUUAGGGAGAAACCAUUUGAAGUCGAAGAAGGCCCAAACAAGCCAAGUGUAACUUACAUUGUGCAGUUUAUGCAAAAAGAUAUUGAUCAUGAGUUCUAUUUUGAGUGGCUGGUUGAAGAGUUAACAUUGGAAGGUAAAUUAGCAUUAUUUAUUGCCAGACUAUCAAGCAAUGCAGUGUUUUAUACGGAAUGAUCAAAGGCAUCCUUGGGAAGGAUAUUUAUAGUGGAACUGAUGAUGAUCCAGGAAAUGCACUUGUGGAAAUGCUCCACUCCUGCACACCAUCUGCAAACAAAGAGAAAAUUCUUCUUUCCUUCCAGUCAAUAAAUGGAACUAUUCAAUUGUUGAUUGCCUCGAUUGCCUUCGGAAUGGGGGAAGAUUGUAAGGGAGUGCAUAGAGUCAUUCACUAUGGACCUGCCAAAAUGUGGAAUCUUAUAUUCAGGAAACUGGGAGACCAAGCAGGGAUGGUACUCAAAGUUGUGUGUACAUUUUGUACCAUGGAAUCCUUCUAGCUCAUAUUGAUGGCUAUAUGAAACGAUAUGUAAAAACAAAUCUGCUCAAGCACUUUAACUGCAUUACUUGGCAGCACGAAGUUCUGCAUCUGUGCUGUGAUAAAUGUGCUGCAGAUUGUGAAUGCAGUUUGCCUGAUUGUGGAGCUUUAGCAUUUUAUCCUUGUUCUCAAUAGAAAGUAAACAAUGGUGCAUCAAUUAGAAAAAGGCAAGUGGAUGCAGAGCAGAGGAAAACUGUUGAGGGUCUUCUUGUUCAAUACUACAAGACCGUUCUUAUCAAACUGUUGAACACAACAGCUCAUGGUGACGUGAGGACAAAUUUACAAUCUAUGCUUGGAUUCUCCGAGCACCAAAUCACCAAGUUUUGGAUAAUCUGGAUGCAAUUUUCAGUUUAUCAGAUGUUUAUAGAUUUGUAG